This is a messenger RNA of Exophiala aquamarina CBS 119918, 3087 nucleotides long. RefSeq lists its product as uncharacterized. Gene Ontology annotation, biological process: endoplasmic reticulum to Golgi vesicle-mediated transport; GPI anchor metabolic process. The transcript has a single exon. Gene Ontology annotation, cellular component: endoplasmic reticulum. Lineage: Eukaryota; Fungi; Ascomycota; Eurotiomycetes; Chaetothyriales; Herpotrichiellaceae. The record is from RefSeq and is a predicted model, not a curated record. Bases 1 to 3087 code for a protein of 1028 amino acids. Gene Ontology annotation, molecular function: phosphatidylinositol deacylase activity.
AUGCUGCUGAAGCCCAAGGAGGAUGUGGGCGACGGCCAGGACGAACCGGACGUUCGUGGGCUUCGUAAAAUCCGAGCUCAGAGUCCUUGGACAUGGCGACCUCUCACCCUAAUUGCCACGGCAGUCGCUCUGUUGUUACUCUCUCUUAUCCUUCGAUCCUCCCUCAAGCUACAAGUCGAUCCUCAAGGAUGUGUCAUGUCGAUGAUGACCCCGACAUACAUCAAACUCUCGGGCUUCGAUACUGAGCAUUCUCGCUUUGCAACCAAAUAUUCACUGUACUUGUAUCGUGAAGAGGGGGUGGACGAAUAUACCAACGAUAACAUUGGGCUACGAGGUGCACCCGUGCUGUUCAUACCAGGCAACGCGGGCAGUUACAAGCAAGUUCGCUCUCUGUCCUCCGAAGCCUCCCGCUAUUAUCAAGGCGUUCUGCGGCAUGACGCAAAUAAGAUCAAGGAAGGAGUUCGGUCCCUAGAUUUCUUUACGCUUGAUUUCAACGAGGAUCUAUCGGCAUUCCAUGGCCAAACACUCUACGACCAGGCAGAGUAUGUCAAUGAGGCUGUCGCCUAUAUCCUUUCGUUGUAUCACGACUCGAAUCGAUCGCGAAGGGAUCCGCAACUUCCGGAUCCAAGUUCGGUCAUACUAAUUGGGCACUCUAUGGGAGGAAUAGUUGCGCGCACCGUGCUUGUGACACCGAAAUACCAAGCAAACUCUGUGAACACCAUCAUUACCAUGUCGACUCCUCAUGCACGUCCGCCAGUCACUUUCGAUGUGGAUAUUGUGUCUUUGUAUCAGUCAAUCAAUGAUUACUGGAGGGAGUCAUAUCUACAAAGAUGGGCCAGUAAUAAUCCGCUAUGGCAUACCACGUUGAUCUCAAUCGCAGGGGGUGGUCGGGACACUACUGUGCCGUCGGACUAUACCAAUAUUGCCUCUCUCGCACCAGAAAGCCACGGCUUCACCGUCUUCAGUUCCACCAUUCCGAAUGUCUGGACAUCAAUGGAUCAUCUCGCUAUCACAUGGGCAGAUCAAAUGCGGAAGGUCAUCAUCAAAUCACUUUAUGAAGUGGUCGAUGUCCGUCGUGCUGCACAAACGAAACCUCGAUCCGAGAGAAUGAAGAUAUUUCGAAGGUGGUUUUUGACCGGCCUCGAGGACGGCUCUCCAAAGAAUUUGCGGGAUUCUCCACACGAGGUCUUGUUGACCCUCGGAGAUGGGUCAAGGUCAUCUGUUGCCAAAGAAGAUAGCGUGACCUUUCGUCAGCUGGGGACGCAGAACCAGGUAUCUGCGGUGUUGUUGCCAAUCCCGUCCGUGGACAAUUCGACGUUCAAGCAGUUUUCAUUUUUAACAGAUCAGCAAAUGGACGCCCAUGGAAGCCUCGAAAAAUUGGAAGUCCUGUUCUGCAGUGCCUUCCCUCUCGCUGGUGGUUUAACAUCGACGCCCCUUCCAAUCCAAUUCGACCUCUCACCAGGGGACCCAAGUGCAACGCGACUUGCUUGCAAAAGGCCUUGUGGCGAUGCUAUAAAACUACCCGCAUCCACCAGAACCUCCCAAUACGCUUUCGAUCCUGUAUCCCCCUUUACAUUUCUCACCUACGAUUUGAGAGCGCUUCAAGAUCAUCAGUUUGUAGCGAUCGUUGACAAAUCAACAGAGAUCAAUCCUAGUUGGGUUCAUGCUGAGAUUGUGUCUGGGGCGGAUUCCAUCAUUGAAUCUCACAUCAGCCUGCCAAGGCUUUUGAUUCGUGGCUUGAAUGUCGAGCUUCCUUCUAGUAGACCUGUAGUCACGGAGGUCCGCGUGCCAUCACUACGUUCAAGCUUGCUAGCUUACACCCUCCAGAUACGUCAGCAUGGCUGUGGAGCAGAUGCCGAAUUAUUCACACCCCUAUUGCGCCAGCAUAUCGACAGUCCUUAUGAAUCAAAAUUCUUUGUCAAUUUCAAGCAAGGUGAUGUAAACCUUCAUGGCAUCGCUCCAUUUAUGCCCCCGACUCUGGACGGUCGGGAGACCAAAGCUGGAGUGGCCUUUCAGAUUUGGUCGGAUCCAACAUGCAAUUCAUCACUCGAAAUUCGCUUGCGUAUAGACCCUGCUGGAAGCUUUGGGAAGCUUGUGGUCAGGUAUCGAACUGUCUUCGCAGCGUUCCCACUUCUUGUCGUUGCCAUGGUGCUUCGCAAACAAUUCCGAGUAUACGACAAUUCUGGAGCUUUCAUUUCCUUCUCCGAGAGCCUCGACCAGAGCCUCAGGCUCCCACUACCAAUCCUUCUGCUCUCGAUGACUUUCUUUGCAACUGCCUUCACAACAGCGAGCUCUACCAACAUUGGCACGAAUCAUCAUUUGCGUAACAACGGAACAGCAAUUGAUUUCGCACAGAAUGACCUGCUUCUUGGUUCCCAGGAUACAUUCUUCUGGUUUCUCGUCCCGUUGGCUGGUUUAUUAAGCAUUGGGGCUUGCGUCCUGUUGAAUUAUUUGGUCUUGGGUCUAUUACAUCUCCUUGUGAUAGUUUCCAGCCUCGUUUCCCAGCGCUAUGUCAAAGUCGAUGACAGCGAAAAAGGUAUUGCUUCUGCAUUUGUGGCUAGCACACCACGGCGAAGGGCCAUCAACACAGCCGUUCUUCUAUUUCUUGUUGCAACAAUUAUACCCUACCCGUUUGCGUAUGUGGUGGCUUGUGUCGUGCAGUUGACGACCUGCACACGUGCCUUGAGGCACGCCAAAGAAUCCAAAUCCGGCCCUGCACAUAACUUUUUCAAUUACACAUAUUCGAUACUGAAUUUAAUGCUCUGGGUUCUACCCAUCAACUUGCCGGUACUGGUUGUCUGGAUCCAUAACAUGGCCGUCCACUGGCUGACACCAUUCUCAUCACACCAUAACGUCUUGUCUAUUAUGCCAUUCAUUCUGUUGGUUGAGACCCUUUCAAGUGGGGUAAUGGUACCGGCCCUGCGGUCUUUCAGAUGGGCAACCAACUUAUUGUUCUUCGUCCUUGCAGUCUACGCGGCCUUGUACGGUAUGACUUAUGCCUAUCGGCUCCACUAUAUUGCAAACAUCAUUGCCCUGUGGUUGGUUGUGUUACAUUUUUCCACUUACAGACGACGGUUGUCUGUCUGA